This is a messenger RNA of Drosophila erecta, 1988 nucleotides long. Its product is annotated as protein 5NUC. Gene Ontology annotation, biological process: AMP catabolic process. The coding region runs from base 26 to 1828 and encodes 600 amino acids. Gene Ontology annotation, cellular component: plasma membrane. The record is from RefSeq and is a predicted model, not a curated record. Gene Ontology annotation, molecular function: hydrolase activity. NCBI's taxonomy places the organism in Eukaryota, Metazoa, Arthropoda, Insecta, Diptera, Drosophilidae. The transcript has 6 exons.
UUCAAAAAGGCAGAUCACAGUUUUCAUGUGCUUCUCGGUCACUUUUAUUCAUUUGCUUGUAGUUUCAGUAACGAUGCGUGCACCUACUCCGCAGUGGAGGGGUUUCCUCUCGCUGAUCCUAUUCUUUCUGGACGGGAUCAGUGGCUUCAAGUUUACCCUAUUACACACGAAUGACAUGCACUCCUGGUUCGACCCCAUUUCCGGUAAGGAUGGAAAGUGCAAAACUGGCGACGAUGAGAGGGGUCUUUGCUUUGGCGGAUUUGGACGAGUGGCUGCUGUGGUGGCGGCAGCUAGAAGUUCUGGAGGUGAUCCAGUUGUCUACUUGAACGGUGGCGAUACUUUUCAAGGCACUUCGUGGUUUUCGAUUUAUCGAGGGAAAAUGGUGGCGCGAAUGCUAAAUUUUCUGGCUCCCGACGCCAUGACCCUCGGAGUUCACGAACUUGACGAUGGAACAGACGCCUUGGCCGAGUUUUUGGAUAACAUUACCUUUCCGGUGGUCAGCAGCAAUAUAAACCUGAAAAAUGAACCAAAACUUGCCGAUAACAAUAAGUUAGUGACUUCCUCGGUUAUCACAAAGGGUAAUCGUAGGAUCGGCAUAGUGGGCUAUAUACGGCCGGAUACCAAGGAGCGAACUCAGCCGAGUAAUGUGAUGUUUAAGCAGGAGGUGCCCGCCAUCAACAAGGAAACAAAGAAACUGAGGGAUCAAGGCAUCGAUAUCAUUAUUGCGUUGGGACACUCCGGCUACGAGAAGGAUAAGGAGAUAGCCAGGCGAUGUCCGGACGUAGAUAUCGUCGUGGGUGGUCAGUCGCACACGUUUCUCUACUCCGGAAGGGCUCCGAGCAAGGAAAUCCCGGAGGGUCCCUAUCCCACGAUAGCGGUGAAGCCCGAUGGCAGGAAGGUGCCCGUUGUUCAGGCCUAUGCUUAUACGAAGUAUUUGGGCAACCUUUCCCUAGAAUUCGACAAUGGCGGCAAUCUGCUCAGUUUCAAGGGUCGCCCCAUAUUAUUGGAUAAGCGCUUCCAGCCCAGCCGAGCUGUUCAAGAUUUUCUUCAGCUGUACCGCCAGGUGAUCGAUGACAUGGAGCGCCAUGUGGUGGGCACCACCUCCGUUUAUCUGAAUGGCGAUCCCAAGAGCUGCGGUUACGGCGAGUGUAACUUCGGCAACUUCAUCGCAGAUAGCUUUGUGUAUGCCCGAGUUGUGCAAACGAUGGCGGAUAGAAGAUCUUGGACGGAUGCUUCCAUAGGACUCAUCAACGCGGGCGCCAUUAGAGCCUCGAUUGAACCCGGGGAAACGGGCGCCAUCACGGAGGCUGACGUGGUCACAGUGCUUCCCUUCAGCCAAGAGCUGUUUUACACGAGGAUUAGCGGCAGACAGCUGAUGAAGGCGCUGGAGCACUCUGCCCAUAUGCGGAGCAAGCACAUGACCAGUGCCCAUUUGCAGGUCUCGGGCCUUCGGCUCAAGUUCAACCACAGCUUGGCCAAGGGCGAAAGGAUCACAGAAAUCCGGGCGCUGUGCUCGGAGUGCCAGAUUCCACACUAUGAGGCUCUUGAUGCGGACAAGUACUACGGUGUGGUAAUCCCCUCAUUCCUAUUGAACGGCGGCGACGGCUACAGUUUCAUCGACAAAAAUCGACCGGAAGUGGAAAAUAUGACCAUCCUUGAUCGCAUGGCUGUCAUCCAGUAUCUCCAGGAGCACAAGGUUAUCUAUCCAGAACGGGAGGAUCGCCAAGCUGUGCAGCAGAAGCACCUUGCCAACUCGGGCUAUCACCUGUCAGUUGAACUCCCCUUGAUACUCUGCUUUUUGUGCUUUUGUCAUCGAUGUCUCGUUUAAGUGCCAGUCUCCAUGGGGCAUCAUUAUCAUUAGUACUCGCUCUCUGUUUUUGUCUAUUGCGCAAUCGCUUAGAACACAGAUUAGUGACUAAGUCUGUUGUGAACAAGUAUGCAUAUAUAUAAGCACAGGUGUCGCAAGUUUGAUUAUAUAUGCACGUACA